GUCAACUUGUGUUACAAUUUAAAGUGUAAAAUAUUGUAAACAACUUUAUGAUAAAAUUUGAUGAUAAAAUUUUAUGAGAAUAAUUUAUGUAAUAAUUUUAUUGGAGAGUGUUGUGUUUGUGGAAUCUUUGAGAAGGUUGGGGUUUAUUGGCUUUGCACGUUAUCCCUUACACAGUGCUGAAUUCCCUGGUAUUCUGGCUUCUAAAUCCUCAGUUAGAGGGAAAUUUUUGAAUAAGAAUAACCAAUUCUAUUCUAGAAGAUUAAGUAAAAUUUUAGCUAAAAAUGAUGAAAAACAUGAAAAUUCAGCCUCCGACGAUCUUUUCAACUGCCCUGGAAUCGAUCAUAUCUUCAGUAAAUCAUAUGUGUUUUCUGGUAGUUUUGAGGAUUUGGGUGUGAAUAGUAUACUAGUGCGUGACUUGGACCAUAGGAAGUAUUCCCUGGAAACGCAUAAAGGAUUAAAGAAAGUAAUCGCAAUUUUAGUCUCUGCAGUUGCCGUAGGACUGCUCUACAAAUUCGCAUCGUUCCUCAAAGACCUCAUCGAACAACAAAACAUACAAUUGAACACGGGACAUCCACUGUAUAAUCCAAUUAACACACUGGAUCAAGCUAAUUAACACACUGGAUCAAGCAAAUUAAUAUAAUAACAAGAC
This is a messenger RNA of Theileria parva strain Muguga, 649 nucleotides long. RefSeq lists its product as uncharacterized. The transcript is spliced from 3 exons. The coding region runs from base 74 to 613 and encodes 179 amino acids. NCBI's taxonomy places the organism in Eukaryota, Apicomplexa, Aconoidasida, Piroplasmida, Theileriidae. The record is from RefSeq and is a predicted model, not a curated record.